AUGGUGAGAAGAGUUGAACUGUUUCGCUGUUUACAAGGGAUAUUUUCUCUAUACAAGCCCGCUGGGCAGGACGUAUUGAAAUUUCAGAGACGGGUAGCACAGAAAAUUGCCAAUGAAUUUAACAGGCUCCCUUGGGAGGCGGUUCGGCUCCGUACAAAUGUCGUAGUAAAAAAUAACAUUGCCUCACCCCCUUCGAUUUCAACAGAGCUUGAUUUUCUGGACAAUCCUCUGGUUGUCGGUAGACGUUUUGUCCAUGGCGAUAUUGUUCUUAACCUUAUUGAUCCAUUACCUGAUUAUGGGUCAGGUAUCCAAUUGAUUGGGGUAGGGGAAUUUGGUGCAUAUGAUCUUGCAGAUGUAUUAUACAAACAAUGUUUCCCGAAAUCUUACCAUCUUACUGGAAUGCUGGGUCAGGCUUCUUCAAAUGGUUUGUCUACGGGUCCUAUGCUAUACCGGUCGCCUUGGCGUCACAUAACGCGCCCAAAGUUGGAUCGCGUUCUCGCCUCAAUCGAAUUCAAGGCCCGAUCGGCUUCGCUUUUGCAAGCCGGACUUGUGGCAAAUACACAAAGGGCCUACGAGGCUCUCAGCAACCUUGACCGUACUACCAUGGUUCUGAAGCCGCUGGUUGAGCCCUGCGAGUCUCUCCCUUCUGAUCACGUAACCUCUUACUGGGACAGGAGACCAGAGCCUACGCAGCCGCAUUCCCUUCGAGCUAGUCCAGAUCCGAGCUCGCUGCGCCAAUUUCCGCCUUCUCUCCGUGCGAUUCGUUGUAUUAAUUUUGAACCUCCCUUCUUCACCCUGGAAAUCCAGGUGGUUUACGAAACAGACGAAUUCCUAACCGACCUAAUGGUCAAUAUUGGAGCUUUAUUGCGCUCUAGUUGUGUGCUAUCGAGUGCACGACGAGUUCGACACGGGCCUUUCACCACCCGCGAUAGCCUUCUACUCAAGCAAUGCGUUAUUCCGCAAUCCCUUUACGAAAGGUUUGUCCGCCUUCGCUCAGAGCCUCCUGAGAUGGAAUUUGAUAAUGAGGACGAGUACAGACGCCACAUCCUUUCCGAACUCGUUGUAGAUGGUGAAACCAACCUGUUCUCUAACUUGGUCAAGUGUACUCUAUGCGAUAGACUUCGAGAGAUAGUCCAGUCUAACGUGAAAUAA
Echinococcus granulosus is the source of this 1152-nucleotide messenger RNA. RefSeq names its product putative tRNA pseudouridine synthase. The transcript has 5 exons. The coding region runs from base 1 to 1152 and encodes 383 amino acids. The record is from RefSeq and is a predicted model, not a curated record. Gene Ontology annotation, biological process: pseudouridine synthesis. NCBI's taxonomy places the organism in Eukaryota, Metazoa, Platyhelminthes, Cestoda, Cyclophyllidea, Taeniidae. Gene Ontology annotation, molecular function: pseudouridine synthase activity; RNA binding.